CGCCCCUUCCUCCUCCACUUCCCGUCAACCAAACGAGUCCUCAAGGACUCUUCCGUCUCGAGUAAAGGAAACGCGGUCUCGUGACCAUCGAGGUCCCUUCGGCUGCGAACCUCUAAACCCUCCUCCGGUUCCUCUCGCCCCCACCGCACGCCACACUUAGACCCCCCCCUCCUCCUCCCCCGAAUCGCGCGGGUGGAAGGCCACGAAAGAUCAGGCUUCCUCCGACUCCGAUUCCGAUUUCCAGAAAGAAAACAGGAGAGGGAGGGGGUACGCGUAGGUUUGCUCUUGCCCGAGUCCUCGGCAGGAGAAUAGAAGUUUUCUUUCAGUCAUCAGUUGCCAGCUCAAAAGGGUACUCCAUGGAUACCACGACGAGCCCCCGCCGUUUUAGAACCCUGAGAUCGAGCGACAGCGGUCGAUUUCCGAUAGACGGAGAGGGCGAUCCGAGAUGCGGAUAAAUCCCAAUUCAUCUAUUCACAAGCGCACGUCGUCCAGAGAUUUCGCGAGCGCCGUCGAUCGCAGCGAUUUCAGCGCAGCCCGUCUAUUGAAUGCCAUGGGGGACACUAAUACCAAUCCUUCGUGGAAGCUCUCCUUUCCUCACAUAUGCGUCGCUAUCAUUUCGUCCUUCUUGUAUGGUUACCACCUCGGAGUCGUGAACGAGCCGCUUGAGAGCAUUUCCACGGAUCUUGGUUUUGCAGGGAAUGCCUUGGAGGAAGGACUUGUGGUUAGCAUGAGUCUGGGUGGUGCCUUCGUUGGGUGCUUGUUUAGCGGUUGGAUUGCUGAUAGUUUUGGGCGCCGUAGGGCUUUCCAGCUCACUGCAUUGCCUAUGAUAAUUGGAGCUUCUAUCAGUGCAUCAGCGGCCAGUCUGCAGGUUAUGCUUUUUGGUAGAUUUUUAGUUGGAAUAGGGAUGGGCAUAGGUCCACCUGUUGCUUCUCUUUAUGUGACAGAGGUUUCUCCUUCGUUUGUUCGGGGCACUUAUGGAAGCUUUAUUCAGUUCGCAACAUGUCUUGGACUCAUAGGUGCUCUAUUUGUUGGAAUCCCAGUUAAGGAAGUUGAAGGAUGGUGGCGUGUCUGCUUUUGGGUAUCUACCAUUCCUGGUGCUCUACUUGCACUUUGCAUGGAAUGCUGUGCUGAAAGUCCACAUUGGCUCUAUAAGUGUGGCAAAAUUGUUGAAGCUGAAGCUGAAUUUGAAAGACUAUUGGGAGGACCCCAUGUCAAACCAGCAAUGACAGAAUUAUUACGUUCAGACAGGGGGGAUGAUGUAGACAUAAGUUUUUUAGAAUUGCUUCAUGGUCGCCAUUUCAGAGUUGUUGUUAUUGGAUCAACGCUAUUUGCUUUACAACAGCUAUCCGGCAUAAAUGCUGUAUUCUAUUUCUCCUCGACCGUCUUUAAAAGUGCAGGGGUGCCCUCAGACAUUGCCAAUAUUUGUGUAGGAUUUGCUAAUUUAUCAGGAUCAAUAAUUGCGAUGGUUUUGAUGGAUAAACUGGGAAGAAAGAUGCUACUUUUAGGGAGCUUUAUUGGCAUGGCUGUGUCAAUGGGAGUUCAGGCUGCUGCAGCUAGCAUUCACAUUCCUACCUCUGGGGCUUUAUACUUAUCGGUUGGUGGAAUGUUGUCAUUUGUCCUGGCAUUUGCAUUGGGAGCUGGCCCAGUCCCAGGUCUACUUUUACCAGAAAUUUUCCCCAGCAGAAUCCGAGCAAAGGCUAUGGCUGUGUGCAUGUGUGUUCAUUGGGUGUUGAAUUUUUUUGUUGGUUUGCUAUUUUUGCAACUGUUGGAGCAACUAGGGCCACAAGUCCUGUACUCUAUUUUCGCAACAGUUUGCCUUCUAGCCGCAGUUUUCGUGAGGAGGAAUGUGGUAGAAACUAAAGGCAAAUCACUCCAAGAAAUUGAAAUUGCACUCCUUCCACCUGAGUAGAGGUAAAGAUGUGCAUCUUACCACAAGCAUGCUGAGAUUUGGGUCAUCUAAUUGCAUUCAUCAGUGGUAUUGAUGCCAUGCCAUAAGCAAGCAAAACGAACAUGCUUGCCUUGAGAUCUGUAAAUAUAUUGUGCUAAAGUUUAGGUGCUGGAAAGUGUGUGCCUUUUAAUUGCAUGUGUUCUUCAAUGGAUUGAUUACAAUUGCAGGUGCGCGAGAUAUGAAGUAUUCGGACUAGUUGAAUGGUUUGCGAUA
Molecule: messenger RNA, 2161 nt
Organism: Elaeis guineensis (African oil palm)
Lineage: Eukaryota; Viridiplantae; Streptophyta; Magnoliopsida; Arecales; Arecaceae
Source: RefSeq, a predicted model, not a curated record